AUGGCUCACGCGGCCUCCCAAUUGAAGAAGAAUCGGGGGGAAGUGGAUGUGAAUGCAUUAGAGGACGAGAAGGAGAAGCGGAGGAAGAGCAGGAGAGCAGCGUCCCGGGAACAAAAGAGGAAGUCUGACAGCAAUGCCAGUUACCUGCGAGCAGCCCGGGCAGGAAACCUUGAAAAGGUCCUUGACUACCUCAAGUCUGGGGUUGAAAUAAACAUUUGCAAUCAGAAUGGUCUGAACGCUCUUCAUCUAGCCUCCAAAGAGGGGCAUGUGGAGGUUGUUGCUGAGCUGCUGAAGCUCGGAGCCGCGGUGGAUGCAGCCACAAAGAAAGGAAACACUGCUCUGCACAUAGCGUCGCUGGCUGGCCAAACGGAAGUCGUCAAAGAGCUGGUCACUAACGGAGCCAAUGUCAACUCACAGUCUCAGAAUGGCUUCACUCCUCUGUACAUGGCAGCCCAGGAGAAUCACCUGGAGGUCGUACGGUUCCUCCUGGAGCACAGUGCCAGCCAGAGUAUGGCCACUGAGGAUGGCUUCACCCCUCUGGCGGUGGCCCUACAGCAGGGCCAUGACCAGGUGGUCUCCCUGCUGCUGGAGAACGAUACAAAGGGUAAGGUACGCCUGCCUGCCCUGCACAUCGCUGCCCGCAAGGAUGACACCAAGGCCGCGGCCCUGCUCCUGCAGAACGACCACAACGCGGACGUUGAGUCUAAGAGUGGUUUCACCCCCCUCCACAUCGCGGCUCACUAUGGCAACAUAAACGUGGCCACGCUCCUGCUGAACCGGGGAGCUGCUGUGGACUUCAUGGCUCGGAACGACAUCACACCACUUCAUGUGGCAUCGAAAAGGGGCAACAGCAACAUGGUCAAGCUGCUGCUCGACAGAGGAUCCAAAAUUGAUGCAAAGACCAAGGAUGGCCUGACACCUCUUCACUGUGGGGCGAGGAGCGGACACGAGCAGGUGGUAGAAAUUCUACUCGACCGAGGAGCACCUUUCCUAUCCAAGACCAAGAACGGUCUGUCGCCGCUCCACAUGGCCACUCAGGGGGACCACCUGAACUGUGUCCAGCUUCUGCUCCAGCACGACGUGCCGGUGGACGACGUCACCAAUGACUACCUGACGGCGCUGCAUGUCGCCGCCCACUGUGGUCACUACAAGGUGGCAAAGCUCAUCGUGGACAAGAAGGCCAACCCCAAUGCGAAGGCGCUGAACGGUUUCACUCCACUUCACAUCGCCUGCAAGAAGAACAGAGUCAAAGUGAUGGAACUGUUACUUAAACACGGAGCAUCCAUCCAGGCUGUCACUGAGUCUGGCCUCACACCCAUCCAUGUGGCAGCCUUUAUGGGUCAUGAGAACAUUGUCCACUCACUGACACAUCACGGAGCAUCACCCAACACCACCAACGUACGGGGUGAGACCGCUCUCCACAUGGCAGCCAGGGCAGGGCAGGCAGACGUCGUCCAAUACCUGCUCAAGAACGGAGCCAAGGUGGAGACCAAGUCCAAGGAUGACCAGACAGCGUUGCACAUCUCCAGUCGACUGGGUAAAGUCGACAUCGUCCAACAGCUGCUGCAGUGCGGCGCCUCUGCCAAUGCCGCCACCACCUCAGGCUACACCCCACUUCACCUGGCUGCCCGUGAGGGACACCAAGAUGUUGCUGCCAUGCUGCUGGAGAAUGGAGCCUCACUCUCCUCAGCAACUAAGAAAGGGUUCAGUCCACUGCACGUGGCAGCAAAGUACGGCAAGAUGGAGGUGGCCAGUCUCCUCCUGCAGAAGAGAGCUGCGCCUGAUGCUGCUGGAAAGAGUGGGCUAACUCCACUGCAUGUAGCUGCUCACUACGAUAAUCAGAGAGUGGCGCUGCUGCUGUUGGAUCAGGGAGCUUCCCCGCACGCUGCCGCCAAGAACGGCUACACUCCACUGCACAUCGCUGCCAAAAAGAACCAAAUGGACAUCGGGACCACGCUGCUGGAGUACGGCGCAGACACCAACGCAAUGACGCGGCAAGGCAUCAGUCCUAUUCACCUGGCAGCGCAGGAGGGCAGCGUGGACCUGGUGUCCCUGCUGCUGACCAAGAACGCCAACGUCAACAUGUGCAAUAAGAGCGGACUUACACCACUUCACUUAGCAGCUCAGGAGGACAAGGUCAAUGUUGCAGAAGUCCUUCUCAACCACGGGGCUGAUGUCAACCCACAAACAAAGAUGGGUUACACUCCGCUGCACGUGGCUUGUCACUAUGGCAACGCAAAGAUGGCAAACUUCCUGCUGCAGAACCAUGCCAGAGUCAAUGGCAAAACCAAGAACGGAUACUGUCCUCUACACCAGGCAGCUCAGCAGGGCCACACCCACAUCAUCAACCUGCUGCUUCAGCACGGGGCCUCAGCCAACGAGCUCACCGUGAAUGGGAACACUGCCCUCUCCGUCGCCCAUCGACUCGGGUACAUCUCUGUGGUGGACACUCUGAGGCCCAUGACGGACGAAAACCUGACCACCAUGAGUGCAUCAGAAAAACACAAAAUCAAUGUUCCAGAGACCAUGAACGAGUUCCUCGACAUGUCAGACGAUGAAGGAGAGGAUGCGAUGACCGGGGACACUGACAAAUACCUGCGGCCUCAGGACCUCAAAGAGCUGGGGGAUGACUCCCUCCCUCAGGAGGGGUACAUGGGUUUCAGUAUAGGAGCCCGCUCAGCCAGCCCUAGAAUCAGCCUCCGCUCCUUCAGUUCGGAUAGGUCCAACACACUCAACCGGAGCUCGUUUGCACGAGACAGCAUGAUGAUCGAAGAGAUUCUGGCCCCCACCAAGGACACGCUUCAGAGUGUCUGUAAAGACAUUUCCUACUUGGUUGACCCACUGAAUAAGCAUCUGGCCGUGACGAGGGACUACAGCUCGGAGUGUAUGCGGCGCUACAGCUGGACUCCAGACACCGUGGACCACAGCCACAACACUGUGUCCAGCCCCAUUCACUCUGGCCUCUCCUCCCCGCUCCCUCAGUAUGACUCCAGGUUCUUGGUUAGCUUCAUGGUGGACGCCCGCGGUGGCUCCAUGAGAGGCAGCCGCCACAAUGGCAUGCGCAUCAUCAUCCCUCCCAGGAAGUGCACUGCACCCACACGCAUCACAUGUCGUCUGGCCAAGAGGCACAAGCUGGCCUACCCCCCUCCCAUGGUGGAGGGAGAAGGGCUGGUCAGCCGGCUGGUGGAGGUUGGACCAGCCGGGGCUCAGUUCCUCGGCCCUGUGAUUGUGGAGAUCCCUCAUUUUGGUUCCAUGCGAGGAAAAGAGAGGGAGCUGAUUGUGUUGAGGAGCGACAAUGGUGACGCGUGGAAGGAGCACCAGUCUGAUGGCAGACCAGAAGACCUUUUUGACCUGCUCUCUGGGAUGGAUGAAGAGCUGGACAGCCCUGCUGAGUUGGAGAAGAAGCGAAUUUGCCGCAUUGUCACCAGAGAUUUCCCUCAGUAUUUUGCGGUGGUGUCGCGGAUAAAGCAGGAGUCGAACCACAUGGGUCCGGACGGAGGCAUGUUGUCCAGCAGCACCGUGCCCAUGGUGCAGGCGUCAUUCCCACAGGGGGCGCUCACCAAGAAGAUCCGUGUAGGCCUGCAGGCCCAGCCUGUACCCGAUGACAUGGUGAGGGCAGUGCUCGGCAACAGAGCCACCUUCAGCCCCAUCGUCACCGUGGAGCCCAGGAGGAGGAAGUUCCACAAGCCGAUCACAAUGACGAUCCCUGUCCCACCUAGAUCGGCAGAGGGCCAUCCCAGCGGACACAGGGGGGACUCUGCACCGUGCCUACGUCUGCUGUGCAGCAUCACAGGAGGAACGUCCCCUGCCCAGUGGGAGGACAUCACAGGGACCACACCGCUGUCCUUUGUAACUGAUUGUGUCUCCUUCACCACAAAUGUGUCGGCCAGGUUCUGGCUCGCAGACUGUCACCAGAUUCCUGAGACGGUGAGUCUAGCGUCUCAGUUAUACCGGGAGCUGAUCUGCGUGCCGUACCUGGCCAAGUUUGUGGUGUUUGCCAAGAUGAAUGACAUUGUAGAAGCUCGGCUGCGCUGCUUCUGCAUGACGGACGAUAAGGUGGACAAGACGCUCGAGCAGCAGGAGAACUUUGAGGAAGUGGCCCGGAGCAAAGAUAUCGAGGUUCUCGAGGGCAAGCCUAUCCACGUGGAUUGCUAUGGCAACCUGUCCCCUCUCACUAAAAGUGGCCAGCAGUUGGUUUUUAACUUCUACUCCUUCAAGGAAAACAGGCUUCCUUUCAAUGUGAAGAUCAGAGAUAUGGGCCAGGAGCCAUGUGGCCGCCUCUCCUUCUUGAGAGAGCCAAAAAACACCAAAGGCCUUCCACAGACUGCCAUCUGUAAUUUGAAUAUCACACUGCCAACCCACAAGAAGGAUAUGGAGUCUGAUCCUGAUGAUGAGACUGAAAAGCCCGAACGACGUCAUACCUUUGCCUCCUUAGCUUUGCGUAAGCGCUACAGCUAUUUGACCGACCCAGCAGCGAGUCCCCAAAGUCCCUGUGAGCGGACGGACUUGCGCAUGGCCAUCGUUGCAGAUCACCUGGGACUUAGUUGGACAGAGUUGGCCCGGGAGAUGAACUUCACAGUGGAUGAGAUCAACCACAUCAGACUAGAGAACCCCAACUCUCUGACAGCACAGAGCUUCAUGCUGCUCAAGAAAUGGGUCAGCCGGGAAGGGAAAAACGCCACAACGGAUGCCUUAACUACAGUGCUGACCAAAGUCAAUCGGAUGGAUAUUGUGACUUUACUGGAGGGCCCAAUAUUCGACUAUGGUAACAUUUCAGGCACGAGAUGUUUUGCCGAUGAUAACGCUGUUUUCCGGGAUCAGGCUGAUGAUUAUCAGAGCAUUCUAGCGGAGCUGCAGUCUCCUGCCACACUGCAUUUUGAUCCCCACUUCCUGGAGCCCGAACUCCCUGUCACCCCUAACCCUUCCCUCGCUCAUCACCAGCCAGAACCAGACACCCCUUUGCUGGCCCACUCCCAGCGUCAGCCCUUGCCCUGGAGCCCCGAGAUAGAGCCCAGUAGCAGAGAGCCAGGCAGCCCUCCCAGGCCUUGUGAGCUCACCCUUUCCUUCCCAGUCUUUGAACUCCCCGAUCCUGUUCCUUCCAAGGUCAGAAAGCCCCACAUCGCUCUGAACGAUCAGCUGCUUUUGAGCGAGGAGGAGGACAGGCCUUGUCAUGAAAUGGAGCUGAGCCACAGGCCCAAGUCACCCUCCUUCCCCGCGAUGUGCGAGUUAGACAUUGACACGUUUUACUUCACAUCAUCCCCUUCGCUAUCGUCAAUAUCAUCAAUAACUCCUUCAUCGCCUGACAGAGCACAAAUAGGAGACAUGGGAGUCUCCUUGCAGAUGGGUGCCGCCAAUGGGGUACAGGGGGAUGUGGGUUUGAUAGAAAGUGAAAAGAAAGUGACAGAAGAGAUAAAGAACGUUGAUGAGAUGGUUGCAGCAGAGGUAGCAGAGGGAAAUGGAUUAAAGUGGGUAGAGCAGGACUUGAUCAAAAAUGUAGAAAGAAAGUGUGAGAUGAUAACAAAAGAUAGGUCUAAGUUAGCAGAGGAAAGUAAAGGUUUGGUUGAACAGAGGGAAGAGCAGCAUGUCCUUGUAGCAGAUGAGAGUAAGGAGACGGCCUGUGGGAUGGAAGAGGUGAUAGAAGUGCAGAUUCUGUCAGAAGAACAGAAUAAUCUGAUAGAAAGUGAGCAGGGACUGGAAAAAGUUUGUACCACAGUAAAUGCAAUGACUGUGAAAGAGGAUAUUGAUGAAAAGCCAGAGGUAUGGGAGGGGGAUGCGGGCAGUGAUGAUUUGGUCUAUGAGAGUAACAGAUUAGAAAACACAGAUGGACAAAUUCAGUUUAAAGAUGGAGCCUGUGACUGUGAAAAAGAUAUUAGUGGGACAGCAGAAGGGGACCAGGCCGCCGAGGACCAGGCUGUGGCUCGCCUCUCCCCUCAGGCCUGGGUUGAGGCACUUGGAGAACUUCAGUCAAGUGAGUCUGGAUCUAAUGAGGAAGAGGAGGAGGGACACAGAGACAAACCAACCACAGAAGAGGCAUUGGGAACUCUGAUGGAGGAGGUGAAGAAUGAAGAGGUCUCAGAGGAUAAGGAGGAGGACGCAGAGAUGAUCCAGGACAGGGUUCAGGAGAUCACUGAUCGGGUUGAACAUGCAGAAAAAGACAUGUGUUCACUUUCAGGUUGGCACAGUGACUCAUCCAGCGUCAACGUGGAACCACCGACACCAGGCCGCAGUGUCAGCUCAGACCUGCUCGACAGACGGGAAAGCCAGGAAAUCUCCAGUGAGUCCAUCACUUCCUCGUCAAGGGCAGAAUCAGGGAGAUCCCGGCACAACGGCAGCAGCUCAAAGCACUCACCUCAGGGCGGCUCCUCUGAGUCAUCGAACGGCAAAAAGGAAGAGGGGGCGCUGGUUUCAGAGAAAAAAGUCAAGCAGAAGGUUAGUGUAGAUUCCGGUUCAGAGGAAGAACAGACUGUAACCACCAGAAUCUUCAGACGUCGUCUCAUUUUAAAGGGAGAAGAAGCAAAGAAUUUGCCAGGAGAGUCUAUUACAGAGGAACACUAUAUGGACCGAGAUGGUAACCUCAUCAGUAGAAAAGUAAUCAGGAAGAUUAUUCGGAGGGUUUCUACUCCCACACCAGAAAACCAAGGAGGUAACAAAAGGCACCGAGACCUUCCACACAGUCCCAUUCUGCAGGAAGACGGGUCUGAGCAGGCGGACGUGUCAAGAAAUAGCAGACGGAAGGAUGAGAGAAGGUCGGGGGAUAAGAAGCUCCACUCAUAGGGAUGGCGGUGCUCUACCAGCUGUACAGGAACUGGGUUGGAUGUUUCCUGGGAAUAUGUGUUCAGAGGGCUGAAGAGUUGUGGUCUGAGGACUUCAGGCUCGGGUCCAGUCUGCAGCUAUCUUCUUCAAACAAGCGGUCUUCACGCGAGAGGAGUCGACCCCUCUGACUUACGCAUGAGCAUGAAAAACUCACUCCCUGUCAAUCAAAAAGACCCAGGAGGUUCUCACGCUCCGACUGCGGUGGACCCGUGGACAAUGAUUCUGCUUCCCGUUUUGUGUGAGACAAUAACAAAUGCCAUCGGUCCACUGGUGACGUGAGAGCCUUGUGAGGAGGAGCAUCGUUUGUCGUGAAAAAGGCGAAAGACUCCGGUACUGACAACCACAGGCGCAACUGUGACCAAAGAUGGCACAAGAGCUCAAUCCACUCGGUGGGUGGAAAGAAUGAAGUAGACACAAUAACACAAAAAAUAUCCAAUUGAACACUUCUGAUUCAAACUUCAACACUCGCCUUAUAGUUUUUUCUUGAACCCAUUGUUGUUAGGAUGUAAAUUGUCUUGGGAUUUUUUUUCUUCCUUUUUAAAACUUAAACAACACAAAAGCUUUUUUCUGUAUAUAAAAUUGCAAUGUGUAAAAUUCUUUAAAAAACUAAAAGGGCAUGUUUCUGGUUGAGAACGCACUGAGGAGAGCAACCUUUUCAAGUGCUUUCAAAAUUGAUCGAAACAGUUCCUCUUUUAAAGAUUUGAGUGUAACUUCACAGGAUCUUGUAUAAUUAAUUAUUAGAGCAGGUAUAAUGUUUGUACAUGAAAAAGAAGCUGGUUUGAUUUUAACAGAGAACAUUUCCAGAAAAUCAAAUUUCAGUAAUUCCCAAAGUGGGAGUGGAUCUAAUCCUGCAAAAAAGCAGCCUUUCAGAGUACUCCUAUUUUCAUGCAUGCUGUUCACAUUAUUUUAAGUACGAUUUUUACAAGUUUGCAAACACUGUAUUCAAAUAACAAAUAAAACCCUUUAUCUGUGUGCACAUAUAGUCCAAACAUUUGUCACCAAUUUUAUAUUUUGAAUUGAAAAAGGAAACCAUUAAAGCAUUUAUCAUGUCGGGGUGAGGAUGAGAAAAAAAAGAAGAUCUAUGGCUUCUCGAGGGUGUGAUGUCUUGUCUAUGUAAAACCGGAGGAGGGCAGCUUCUGCUACAAGAACGAUAUAAUCUGAAUGUAAAUGCUAGAAGGCUGGCUCGCUGUAAAAUUAUAACUGUUAUUGUGCGUGUUGGCUAUAAGGUGUAGGAGUCUCUGUACACUGUUAGACUGUUUGUAAUCAUUUUAGCAGUGUGUCAAUUUGAUUUCCUAACGGCUGCUGUGGUAUUAGAGAAAAACUGGGGGCAUUUCAUUUUUAUUUUAUUUUAUUUUUUGGGGUGAAAUAUUUCCUUAAUUUAAAACUACUCACAUUAAGGACACAUAAAGACAUUAUUUGAUUGUAGCUCUAAAUAGCAUAUUGUAUUACAAAUACACUGGAUGGUCAACAAGCAAUUAUUUAAGCAUUAAAUGAAUUGUGUUAAACUCUGAAACUGUGUGAUCUUUUUAGGCUUGAGAGUCUGUAUAUGCAGUGUCGAAUAGAGUCGUUUUCACUAGCUCAUUGGCAAAACUUUUACUUCACAUUACAAUAGGAAUUCUCUUUUGUAUUGGUUUUCAUUAGAUGACCCAUGUAGUUUAAAGUGUGGUGUUCUACUGGUGCGAUGGCUCAGUAUGCUGAUGUCUAUGCUGUGGACAUGAAGACUAUGUAACUUUUUUUUUGGUGGGGGGGGCAAAAGGAAAUCAGGUCGAGUGCUGUACCACAUCCCCGUAAACUGUCAAUCAAGGGGUAUAGGGACCCUUUGAUAUGGUCUAACUAUCAAUUUUUGUCAAUUUUGUUGGAUAUGUGUUUUCACAUGAGCAGAUUUUUUGAUGUACAAUUCUUACUAACAGCGUGAAGCCAUUGAAAUGUAACUAUUCUAGCACUUUGGUUAUUCAAGGUCUUUUAGAGGCUAUAGCAGCAAUGAUGCCAUCACAAAUGUUUCAGACGUCUUUAAAAAAAAAUCCAACUAAAAAUGAAAAAAAAUAAAAUAAAAAUGCAUUGAU
Molecule: messenger RNA, 8876 nt
Organism: Paralichthys olivaceus (Japanese flounder)
Lineage: Eukaryota; Metazoa; Chordata; Actinopteri; Pleuronectiformes; Paralichthyidae
Source: RefSeq, a predicted model, not a curated record